This is a messenger RNA of Caenorhabditis bovis, 528 nucleotides long. The record is from the annotation of a GenBank genome assembly. NCBI's taxonomy places the organism in Eukaryota, Metazoa, Nematoda, Chromadorea, Rhabditida, Rhabditidae.
AUGUUGCUGCUGACGCUUGUCCAGCUCCAGGUCGUCGUGCUCGCAGCGAGCCGCAUCGACGUGCGCACCUUCAGUUUGGAUGAGGUGAGCCUCGAGCCGUCGCCGAAGCCCGCGUUUCUCGUCAACGCCACCAAAGAGGCGAUCGAUCAAUUCAUGGCGAUCUAUCGGACGCCGGGAAUCGCGCAAAUUCGAAAGAUGACCGAACUCGACGUGCUCGUUGGCACACUGCGAACCGAAGUGCAACAAUCGUACAACGCUUACAAGGCCGAAUCGGUGUUGUUGAAGUUGGCGCAGGACGAGCGACUCCAGGAGAUCGCCGAGAAGACGCAUUACACGAUUGUGCAUUUGACGGCGUUGAAGGAGACGAAGAUGGGCACGAAUGAGAGGAAGGCGAGGACCGAGAUGAUGUUCGCCGAGUUUUCCGAUUUUGUGGUGAGCGCGAUCAGCGACGAGGUGAGCAACAUUCUGGACCUCGUGAUGCGUCAAAUGUUGCGCGCGAUAUUGUUCACCGAGAAAUUGACGAUUUAA